AUGCGUCCCAUAAGCUCCUAUCUGUUCUGCCAGUGUGCGUGUCCACCUGCUACAACUCAUACGGUAGAGAGUAUAUCGGAGAUGAACUCUUAUCGUUGCUGGACAACGGUGGUGUCCACACCAAUGGAAAGCCACAAGAGCCGUGAACGUUAUCUGAACCGCCGUAUUAAAUUGUGUCCCAUGUGGCUGUCCAUAAUCCAAUGUCUGUUGAUGCUCUUCGGUCACAGUGAUCUCCGCACUCGGAACUCAGCCAAUUUUCAGCGCCUUCACUACUCCCGUGAUUCAUCUGUAGUCCUGGUGUCUGAGCGCAUAUGCGGGACAGAAUCUGUCACGACUCGACCCCACCUAGCUUUCAAAAAAGCUGUUAAUUGCGCCCCAGAGAUUUCAGGCCUCUGCUACCGAACCACCAUGAUUGCGUCAAACUUGCAAUGUGCCGGCGAUAAUUGGUCCCAGUUGAUUCAAGCCUGUCCGCAUCCCAACCCCACCUGUCCUCAGCUGUAG
Molecule: messenger RNA, 501 nt
Organism: Opisthorchis viverrini
Lineage: Eukaryota; Metazoa; Platyhelminthes; Trematoda; Opisthorchiida; Opisthorchiidae
Exons: 1
Coding region: 1-501 (166 amino acids)
Source: RefSeq, a predicted model, not a curated record